AUGGACGCCACCGAAAGCGACUCGUCUAUCCCUGUAGCCAGUGACUCGGUCUUCAGCAUCUCACGCCCUUCUUCAGCCUCCUCGAUACAUCCGAACGAUACGCCGAACGAUAAAGCGAGCGAUCUGCCAGCGGGCGCACCGAUAUCUUCCCUCUUCCAAGUCCGCCAUACACCGACCGCCGGCCGCGCUGUCUUCGCUACGCAGGAUAUACCAGAGGGCACAAUAGUGUGGCGCUCGGAAGACCUCUCCCUCUCCGUUCUGUUGCGCGAAUACCGGCGUGAGGUGUGUGGGCAAUGCUUCGGAUACGAUUACGGGCGGGAUCUGGACAUACGGGAUAAGACGGUGGGAUUUGCUUUCUGCUCGGAAGCAUGCCAGGGGAAGUGGCGGGAGGAGAACGGCGAGGUCGGAGUUCAGGCAUGGACUGCGGUCGAGACGUUCGUCAAGAAGCGGAGCAAGGAGGAUAGCGAUAUGGUGGACACCGACUUACCGCGCCCAAAGGUUAAGGAAAUUCAGCAGGCGUGGGAGAACGUCGCUGCACAGGCGGCGCUGAUACGAACUGCACGGGAAAGCGAGCAGACCGCCGGAGUUUCUGUCACGAAGCAGCACAAAAAGGCCGUGCAAAAGGCACUACAGCAGAACAUCACGCCCGACGUGAUGAGCUUCUGCGUCAGCGGCCUGGUCUGGCGGUAUCUCCACCCCGACCAAUGGGAACGAGUGGAGGCCCUCGCAGAUGACAAGACCCCCUACCACAGCUCCGACGACCUCGGCGCCUUUACAAGAACCUACCUGCACCUCCUCGCCAUUCUUCCACUUCAACUACUCCCUCUCGUAACGGCAGAAUCCCUCAUCACGCUCUCAUCCCGCGACUCGCACAAUUCCUUCGGCAUUCGGUCUCUCGAAGAUGACGGAUCGGAGUUCUUUGGAUACGGUUGCUGGCCUGCUGCGAGCUACUUCAACCACUCGUGCGGUCCGAAUAUCGAGAAGAGGAGGGCGGGCAGGACGUGGUUCUUUACCGCUGGGAAGGAUAUCAAGGCCGGGCAGGAGUUGUGCAUCACGUAUCUGAGUGGAGAGGAGAGGAAACUGAGUCGUGGGAAGAGGAUGUUGAGGCUGAAGAAGACAUGGGGAUUUGAUUGUGGGUGUGAGAGGUGUGAGGCGCUGUAG
Alternaria incomplexa is the source of this 1161-nucleotide messenger RNA. RefSeq lists its product as uncharacterized. NCBI's taxonomy places the organism in Eukaryota, Fungi, Ascomycota, Dothideomycetes, Pleosporales, Pleosporaceae. The coding region runs from base 1 to 1161 and encodes 386 amino acids. Gene Ontology annotation, cellular component: nucleus. The record is from RefSeq and is a predicted model, not a curated record. The transcript has a single exon. Gene Ontology annotation, molecular function: protein binding.